UACUGUACCGGGACAAUAUCGUUUGUUUCCGGGGAAAAGAAAAAGAAGUCCCCAGUAACAUUGCUCUGUUCCAGUCCUUUUGGAGCUUUUCCCACUUUUCUCUCUCCUUUUCUUCGUUUUCCCACUCAUCUCUCUCUCUCGUACUUGCUUAAUUGCUUUAUCUGAAACCACCUCCGCGUGAUCCUGUCCUUUCUAAGAGAUUCUUGACGCGUUCGAACUUCUGCAAAUCCAUUCCUUAAAAGAGCGAGGAUCAGUUAAUUAUUUUGUAUAUUGAAUUGUUUUUUUCCGAUUUUGUCUCCAAUAAUGAGGGGCCUGGCGGGGCAUGAACGACGAUGGGAUUCAGAUACGAUCACCGGAAACGGAUUCAGCGGUGAUUCUUCACCGGCGACGGAGGAGUAUGUUGAAGUGACUCUUGAUUUCAAGGAUGAUGACACCAUCAUCCUUCGCAGUGUUGAGCCUGCGGGCGCUAUUGAAAUCGAGUCCGGGGUUCAUACACCGGCAACGAUGUCGAGGUCGGGGACGAUGAGGCGAAGUGCGUCUACUCGUAUCUAUCAGUUCUCUCAGGAGUUGAAAGCUGAGGCGGUUUCAAAGGUGAAGCAGUUCUCGCAAAGGUUCUCAUGGGGCCAUAAUAAAUCCUUUUCUGCGUCUCAGAAUGGCGCCGGAUCUGGAUUCGAUUCUGCUCUUGCAGCUAGGGCUAUGCGUCGACAGAGAGCAGAGCUCGAUCGGACUAAAUCUGGAGCUCAUAGAGGUCUUCGAGGACUCCGCUUCAUUAGUAACCGCAAAGGUGUGGAUGGAUGGAAUCAAGUGGAAACCAACUUCGAGAAGAUGGCUAAAGACGGUUUCCUUCAGCGCUCAGAUUUUGGGCAAUGCAUAGGAUUAAAGGAUUCUAAGGAAUUUGCUCUGGAGCUGUUCGAUGCUCUGAGCCGAAGGCGAAGGUUGAAGACCGAUAAAAUCAGUAAGGACGAGCUGUACGAGUUUUGGAACCAAAUCACAGACGAAAGUUUCGAUUCUCGCCUCCAGAUCUUCUUCGACAUGGUUGACAAGAACGAAGAUGGACGAAUCGGAGAAGAAGAGGUGAAGGAGAUUAUCGAACUAAGUGCCUCUGCAAAUAAAUUGUCGAGACUGAAAGAGCAGGCGGAGGAGUACGCAGCUCUAAUCAUGGAGGAAUUGGAUCCAGAAGGGCUUGGCUAUAUUGAGCUGUGGCAACUGGAGACGCUUCUGCUCCAGAAGGACACUUAUCUGAAUUACAGCCAAGCCUUGAGCUACACGAGCCAGGCAUUGAGCCAGAAUCUGCAGGGGCUAAGGAGGAGGAGUCCAAUCCAGAAAUGGCGUACCAAGGCAGGUUACUUCUUGGAGGAGAACUGGAAGAGGAUCUGGUUGUUUGUGGUGUGGAUUGGGGUCAUGGCUGGCCUCUUUGUCUGGAAAUGGAUUCAAUACAAACACAAGGCUGCUUUUCAAGUCAUGGGUUAUUGCCUUCUCUUUGCCAAGGGUGGUGCCGAGACCAUAAAAUUGAACAUGGCCCUUAUCCUGUUUCCGGUUUGCAGAAACACCAUAACAUGGCUGCGAUCCACUUGGCUCUCGAAGAUAUUCCCCUUCGACGACAAUAUCAAUUUUCACAAGUCAAUAGCAGCGGCAAUCGUUAUCGGUAUAAUCCUUCAUGCCGGUGACCAUCUCGCCUGCGAUUUCCCUCGGCUAAUUGCGUCGUCUCCAGAAGCCUACAACAUGUACUUAGCAGGGUACUUCGGUCCGGUUAAGCCCACAUAUAAUCAAAUCAUGUCACAACUAGAGCCCCUGACCGGAGUUAUUAUACUGAUAUUAAUGGCAAUCGCGAUGACACUCGCGACAACUUGGUUCAGACGUAGUAGGCUGCCCAAACCCUUCACCAAGCUGACUGGUUUCAAUGCCUUCUGGUAUUCCCACCACCUAUUCAUCAUCGUCUAUGCUUUACUCAUCGUGCACGGCAUCUAUCUCUACAUGGAAACCGUCUGGUAUCAAAAGACGACAUGGAUGUAUAUAGCCAUUCCAGUAAUUCUAUAUGCAGCUGAGAGGACCCUCAGAUUCUUCAGAUCAGGUUUCUAUGCCGUCCGGCUCAUUAAGGUUGCUCUUUAUCCUGGCAAAGUCCUGACCUUGCAAAUGACCAAGCCUUCCCAAUUCCGUUACAAGAGUGGACAAUACAUGUUCGUCCAGUGCCCAGCUGUUUCUCCAUUCGAGUGGCAUCCAUUUUCAAUUACCUCAUCACCUGGAGAUGAUUACUUGAGCGUCCACAUUAGGCAGUUGGGUGAUUGGACAAAUGAGCUCAGGAGGGUCUUUGAAAAGGUUUGCGAAGCUCCAGCUCCUGCAUCUGGUAAAAGUGGGCUUCUUAGAGCUGACGAAUCCACUAGUAAAACUCUUCCAAAGAUCAUGAUCGAUGGGCCUUACGGAGCUCCUGCUCAGGACUACAAAAAAUAUGAUGUUCUUCUCCUUGCUGGGCAAGGAAUUGGUGCAACACCAUUCAUCAGUAUUUUGAAAGAUUUGCUCAACAACAUAUUUAAAGCAGAGGAUCAGAAAGCGGGCCACGGAAGAUCAGAUCAUCACAAGGCAAUAAGAACUACUAAUGCAUAUUUCUAUUGGGUAACCAGGGAACAAGGUUCCUUUGACUGGUUCAAGGGCGUGAUGAAUGAAGUUGCUGAUUUGGAUGACAGGGGUGUGAUUGAAUUGCACAACUACUUAACAAGUGUGUAUGAGGAAGGAGAUGCUCGUUCCACCCUUAUCACAAUGGUUCAAGCCCUCAACCAUGCCAAGAAUGGAGUAGACAUUGUGUCCGGAACAAAAGUUCGAACCCAUUUCGCAAGGCCUAAAUGGAGGCAGAUCUUCUCUAGAAUCCGUUCAAAGCACCCUAACGCUACCGUUGGGGUCUUCUACUGUGGAGCUGCAGUCUUGGCUAAAGAACUGAAGAAGCUCUGCUUUGAGUUCAACCAGAAAGACUCUACUAGGUUCGAAUUCCAUAUGGAGCACUUCUGAGGUGUCUGGCUUGUGUUGCUUCCUCUCCUUCACUUCCAUCUCCUCCAGCUUUUGUAGAAAGAUACGUGUGAGAAAGAAAAAAAAAAGAAAAAAAAAUGGCAAAAUAAAGCUAAUACAAUAAAGGGUAAAGGUGAAAAUCUUAUUGUCCCGAUAAUGGUGACAAAUCCAUUAUAAACAUGGUUCAUAUUUUGCCACAUGGAAAGAUGAUGUGGAAAAUGUAAUUAUGCAAUUUCAGAGAAAUGGUAUGGUUUAGUCAUCCAAAUUUAAUCAUGUUAUCGUUCAUGUAAUGGUAUACCUUCCUAUGUAUGUCAGUACGCGUGGUUGUAGUUCAUACAAUUUUUUUUACAACCUUUCUAAAUUACAUUAAUAGAUUGUUGUCA
Molecule: messenger RNA, 3380 nt
Organism: Macadamia integrifolia
Lineage: Eukaryota; Viridiplantae; Streptophyta; Magnoliopsida; Proteales; Proteaceae
Product: respiratory burst oxidase homolog protein A-like
Exons: 14
Coding region: 304-3000 (898 amino acids)
Cellular component (GO): plasma membrane
Molecular function (GO): peroxidase activity; calcium ion binding; NAD(P)H oxidase H2O2-forming activity
Source: RefSeq, a predicted model, not a curated record